Molecule: messenger RNA, 3301 nt
Organism: Girardinichthys multiradiatus
Lineage: Eukaryota; Metazoa; Chordata; Actinopteri; Cyprinodontiformes; Goodeidae
Product: cell wall integrity and stress response component 2-like
Exons: 4
Coding region: 98-718 (206 amino acids)
Source: RefSeq, a predicted model, not a curated record
UUUUAAACCUAGAAAUAAAGACAUUAACAUCCUCUCUUCAUCUUACCUCAGGACAGAAGAUCCGCUUUUAGGACUAAACCCAGACUUCUCCAGGACAAUGAGAGCUAACCUAUGUAUAGCAGCAUUUUCCCUCCUGGGUGCAGUAAUCCUGUGCCGAGCUCAGUCCAGUGGGACGCCAGAAACUAUAACUGGGUCUACACCAGCUCCUGGAACACAAACUAGUACACCCACUACAACCUCAACUGGUGAAUCCUCUACAGCCUCAACUGGUGAAUCCUCUACAGCCUCAACUGGUGAAUCCUCUACAGCCUCAACUGGUGAAUCCUCUACAACCUCAACUGGUGAAUCCUCUACAGCCUCAACUGGUGAAUCCUCUACAGCCUCAACUGGUGAAUCCUCUACAGCCUCAACUGGUGAAUCCUCUACAGCCUCAACUGGUGAAUCCUCUACAGCCUCAACUGGUGAAUCCUCUACAGCCUCAACUGGUGAAUCCUCUACAGCCUCAACUGGUGAAUCCUCUACAGCCUCAACUGGUGAAUCCUCUACAGCCUCAACUGGUACACCCACUACAGCAAAAACUGAGAAACCUACUGUGGAACCUCCAUCAGGAGGGCUUUCAGGAGGAGCAAUAGCAGGCGUUACCAUAGGCACGAUUGCUGGGGUUGGCUUAUUGGGUGGUGGUGUCUACGGUCUGCUGAAGUACACCAACAUAAUCUAAGGCUAACACCAUCCAAAGGAUGAUUCAUUUGGACACACAGUGUAAGAUUAACCAUUUGCAACCCCAACCUUACCCUGAACCCUGACCCCGAAGUCGGUUUGUCUGAAAGGCCAAGAUGCAAAAAGAAACGGUACCUACGUGAUCACAUCAUAGGCCAGGAGGAAGCUUUUGUAAAAUAAGUUAUUUUUAAAAUCAAAUGAUCUAUUUAGAAUAGAUUUGAUUGGUUAAAUUGUCAAAUUUGAUUUCUCAACAAAUGGGGAUUUUGUUUAAUGACAUUUUGUUUAAUGACACUUUGAACCUACCAUGAUAAUUUUUUCUGAAAGACCGAAACAACUCUGUAAUCUCAACUCCUCCUCGUAUUUCUGUCAUGUUAGCACCGUAGCUUGGGGUCAUUUUUCUAACUGCCUUUGAACAAAGAAAAGAAACAAAACAAUUGAAAACAAGAUAGAUAUUAGAAAAAAAGACUGGAUCCAAAAAAAGAAACACCUUACAGUUUAUAAUUUCACAAAGAUGUGGGCUCUGUUUUAGGAUAUUCCCAAACAGUCAAACAAGCAGUCAGGCCAUUCGGGGAUUUUAACUUCUCCUGUUGAACAAGCGUUUUGUGCAACUGAUGCAGAUUUUUCCUUUACCUGAGCUCUUCACAGCCUUGACACCCGAUAAAGUAGCGGUAGAGACUCCUUGCUGAAGGAACUUUUAUCAUGAUAGCUGCUAACUGCCAAUAUUAAAGACACAUCUUACACAGUUAAAUGUUAUAAAGUACUGAACACAUCACUACUAUAAUCUGCCAUAUACCCAUAAACAAUCCAUAAAACAAUCCCUCAACCUGUGAGGCAAAAACCCAAAGGUUUUAAACAAACUGCUCUUCUUAUUUCCUGUUUCAGCUAGCUCUGCUAAUCCUAGAUUGUACGUAAGUAGGAUCAGCAGUUGGAGACUCAAUUUUAUCUGAUAGUUUUAUUUCAGUUCUUCUCUACAACAGAAAACAAUCUAAGACCUGAUUAAGCAGCAGCUCAUCAGCGUCACACAAAGUAUUUCUCCAACAUCCCGUUGUAGGUGCAUCGCUAACACUAGCCUGUACAUAGAACAAACAAGAGGUGACUCAGUUUCAGCUGUGAUGUUUUUAUUUUUUUCUUAUCUGUAAAACAAACAAAUCAUAAACCAUUCCACAACCUUUAAAGGAACAGCUAAUCAGAAGUCUAAACUGCAACUUUUCUAAUUUCCUCUAGCAGCCAGCUGUGCUAAACUAUUAAAUUUGGCUUAAACAUAAACUGAAAGCGAGGAUUCCUUUUAAAAAAGGUAUCUAUCCUCUAUAACAGCUCGCAUUUUGGUUUUAUUUUUUGCUAUAGAUGAAAUAGUUUUCCAAACUGUGACUUUAUAUAAAACAGUAAACUAAUUGUACCCUGUAGCCACUAUAAGGAGGGGCGACAUCCCUCCCUUCUCUGUUAUUAUUGCACAUUUCCUUUUCCAGAACAGUUUUGUUGUACUUCAUAUCCAACUAAGAAUGUUUGUGUUAAAGCUACUAUUCUUACUUUAAGUUUUGGACUGAAUAAAAGGAUUUCUGAUGUUUUGUUUUGUUAUUGAUGUCUUAACAAAGCGAAUCAGAGCUCAUUUAGUUAGAACAUGUUCCCUAAAAUACAUUUACUAAAUGUCUUUUAUUUAAAUAUGUUCAUUUUGCUUUAAUUUAACAUUGUUGUUGAAUCAUUGCUUAAUUUACGCUCCUGAGUUUUUGGUGUAAGCUUGGGGACACAUCCAGAAAGUUUCCAGAGUGGCCACUGGUAAUGUUGGGGUAGAACAACAAAACCAAAAGCCAUCAGAGAAUUUCAGGUGUUUUGUUAUACUCUUGUUAUCUAUAACGAAUGGAAGCUGGUGAUUUACAAGUGGUGCACCAUAAAGGACACAAAUAAAGGGGUGCUGGAGAUUUCACUGCAUCACAACCUUUGUGAUCUUGGUUGGUUCACAUCCAGCCUCCUCAGGUGUAAAAGGAAGGAUGAGGGGGAAACAUUUCAUAGUAACCCACCAGGUGAACACUUCUCUCCCACUUUAACAAGCAAUGAUUUUAAUGCAUUUUCUUUCAUCAUGGUCUUCCUUUCAGGAAACCUGGAUGUUUGACUCAGUCAACCUGGCCCUGCAGGUGCCGCCAUGUUGGCAUUAUCUAACAGUUUACAUCAGAAUAUAUUUGUAGGUGAAACCAAAGAGUUUCCAAUGAGUUUAAUGGUGGCUUUUUUUUUUUUUGCAAGUUUAAACAUUGUUAAAAAGUUUUACUCUGACCUGCCAUUCUCUCCGUUUUUUACCACUGACAGUUUACUUCAAAUAUAUAAAUUAUUUGUUUGAGUAGUUUUAAAUGAAUAUAUCCAUAUCUUGAUACUUUUCAAAACCUUUAGUUGUACACAAAAGCUUUUAAAUUAUUUUCUGCUCUCCAGUUUAGAUGAUGUUUAGUUAGAGCUGUUUAGAUUACUGUUUGAGCUGAAGCAGAACAUUUGUGCCUCCGUUUUGCAUAAAUUACAGAUUUUGGUGUCUAUGCUAUAGAUUAAUUUAGGAUUUAUUACUUCACUGUGGAAUAAAGAGCGUAAUAAACAUCCAACUGAA